This is a messenger RNA of Zingiber officinale, 2549 nucleotides long. Its product is annotated as phosphatidylinositol/phosphatidylcholine transfer protein SFH13-like. The coding region runs from base 319 to 2172 and encodes 617 amino acids. The transcript has 15 exons. NCBI's taxonomy places the organism in Eukaryota, Viridiplantae, Streptophyta, Magnoliopsida, Zingiberales, Zingiberaceae. The record is from RefSeq and is a predicted model, not a curated record.
UAUGUCGAUAUGAUCUCACGGCAAAUGUUAAAAGCAAAAAGGAGUCGAUGCUGUAAUCGAACUCUUGCUUCUCCACACGACGAUCUCUCUUCUCCGUUGUUCUUGCGAUCCUUCAGUUCACCCUGCCUUGAGCUAUAGACUCUUGGUUUGUCUUCCGCUUCCUGUCGUGCUCCUGAUCCGGAAGAGGUACUUGCCGGUGUUCCUCUCGUGGUUGCGGCAAAUUGAAUUCUUUCGAUCAAAAAUUUGUUCGUGCUCGUUGGGAUUAGAAGUGCAAGUUCAAUACUUCUGAAGCUCGUACACUGAAAAGGUUGUUCAUUGAUGACUCAUGAGCAAAGGUUAGGAUUUGAGGGAUCUAUUUAUUUUGAUCAGAGAAAAGAAAGAAUACCUGACAUGGAAAACUCUGAAGAUGAGCUGAGGAGAACAAAAAUAGGAUCUUUAAGGAAAAAAGCAUUGCACGCUUCCACUAAACUUACUUAUUCCCUGAAGAAGCGGAGUAAGAAGAGAGUUGAUUUCAGAGUUCCUUCAUUUUCAAUUGAGGAUGUGAGAGAUGCUGAAGAGGAGCAAGCAGUCCAAGCAUUCCGGCAAGAACUCAUUACAAAAAAUCUGUUACCUGAUAAGCAUGAUAAUUACCAUACAUUGCUCAGAUUCCUUAAAGCCAGGAAAUUUGAUUUUGAGAAAGCAAUACAGAUGUGGGACGAGAUGCUUCAAUGGAGAAAACAAUUUGGAACAGACUCAAUUCUGGAGGAUUUCAAUUUUGAAGAGCUGGAGGAUGUCUUGCACUAUUAUCCUCAGGGGUAUCACGGAGUUGACAAGGAGGGAAGACCGAUCUAUAUUGAGAGGCUUGGGAGUGUUGAGCCUGACAAGCUUAUGUGCAUAACUACAGUGGAGCGCUACUUGAAAUAUCAUGUGCAGGAGUUUGAGAGAACCCUGAAUGAGAAAUUUCCUGCAUGUUCUAUAGCUGCCAAAAGAUAUAUUGGCUCAACAACAACAAUAUUGGAUGUACAGGGUGUAGGAUUGAAGAAUUUCAGCAAAACAGCAAGGGAUUUGUUGCUUAACAUGAACAAGAUAGACAGUGAAUACUAUCCUGAGACACUUCAUCAAAUGUUUGUGAUAAAUGCUGGACAUGGAUUUAAACUUCUGUGGAACACUGUAAAAGGCUUCCUCGAUUCCAAAACAACUUCAAAAAUACAUGUUCUUGGUGCAAAGUACCAGAGUAAGCUUCUUGAAGCAGUUGAUUCAAGCCAAUUGCCUGAUUUUCUUGGUGGCACAUGUACUUGCUACACUCAGGGAGGAUGCCUCAGGUCUAAGAAAGGACCCUGGAACGACCCAAUUAUAAUGAAAAUUGUAAAUUGCAUUGGAACAUCAUGUAUUAGUGAAAUCAGGCAUGGACAUGGCCAACAGAUCAAUGCAUCUUAUUCCAGGCGACAUCCAUCAAAGAGAAGUAACAGAGGUACAACUGCUGGAUCAGGAUAUGAGGUAGACUAUCUUGAUUCUCCAGUCAUAUCAAUGACUCCUGAACAUAAUCAUUCAGCUCUGGUGCAUGAAGAUGUCAGAGCAGCAGAUUCUAUGUCUUCCUAUGGAUGUACUAAUCAUGUUGUACCUGAACCAUCUGGCGGUAAAAUGCCAGUAUCUGCAGCGAACUUGUCUGAUGAAGUAAAGGAUGAUAGCCAUUCUUUUCCUGCAAGAGCCUCACAUUCAUUAGGCAACUUGUCCUUUGAGGGGCACAAUGCCACUGAAAAUGAGCCAAGAGGAAAAUUGCAAACUUUUGGUAGAGCAUUGAUCACUUUGUUGGUAAAAGUAUUGUCCUUCCUUGGUAUCUUUCAAUCUAGAACAGACCAGAGACUGUGUAGCAUUCACCCAUCAGAUAGACUGAGGUUGAUACAUGAUAAACAUUCAAACUUAGAAUCUGCCAAGGAAGAUGAUGUGACUCCAUGUAUCCAACGUCUUGAUAAGCUUGAGUCAUUGCUUAAUGAACUUAGCAGAAAACCUGCAGAAAUUCCACAGGAGAAAGAGCAGGCAAUCCAAGAUUCAAUGAAUAGGAUUAAAAAUGUUGAGUCAGAUCUUCACAAGACAAACAAGGUAUUACAAGCAACUGUGACGAAGCAAUUGGAGAUUGAAACGUCUAUAGAAGCUCUAAAUGAUACUACUGUUAGGAGGAGAAAAUUUUGGUGAUGCCUAAGGUAAAGUUCUAUAAACAGAGAUGACCACACUUCCUUCCAUACUUCGCAAUUUUUUUGUUCUUUUGGCAAAGAAAAAUAGAAGAAAAGGAGUUGAGUGGGGGUAAUUAGGAAGAUCACAGUGCAUCAAUCAUGCAAGAAGCAGAAUGUGUGGCAAGAAGCUUGCAAAGAGAUGGACAAUGUAAAAGAAGAGCCUAGUAGAUAGAUAAAACAUGAUUUUUUUUUUCCCCCUUUCAUCUUAUUUUCCCACUUGUUCUAGUGUGAGUUUUUCCUGGACGCAAUUUAUGUAAAUAAUUGUAAUAGGAUGUUGUUGUUUGAUGCCUCAGGGUGUUCAUGUACUGCUUACAUGCUACAUCUAGUAGACUUCAUGCU